AUGAAGCUCUUCCUCGCCUGUGCAGCCCUGGCCGCCGCGGCCCAUGCCAAGACGGCCCUCCUGGUGCCCUACUACAUAUCGCCCUACACGGGCAAGGCCGACUGGGAUGCCCUGAUCCAGACCAUUGACAAGCACCCCGCGCUCGACUUCCACGUCAUCAUCAACAACGGCAACGGGCCGCCCUACAGCGCGGCGCUCGCCGACGGCGGCAGCCCGACGCCGCGGGACCUGAUUGACUGGGCCAGCCACCUGGGCCAGCUCAACGCGCGGCGCAACGCGCGGACGGUGGGCUACGUGUACACGGGCUUCGGCGCGCGCGACGCCGCGCUCGUGAAGCGCGGCAUCGACGCCUACGCGGCAUGGACGACGCAAAAGGACUGGAGCGGCGUCGCGCAAAACGUCUCCAUCCACGGCAUCUUCUUUGACGAGAUCAGCACCGCGCCCGCGCAGCUGCCGCGCAACCUGGACCUGGCGCGGUACGCCGCCCGGUCCGCGGGCCUCGUGGUGCUGAACCCGGGUGUCGCGGUGCAGCCCGGCAGCGAGGCGCUGUUCGACGCCGCCGACGCCGUGCUCACGCUCGAGACGUGCUACACGCGCGACCACGACCAGGCGCGCGACGGGGCCACGCCGCGCUGCCCCCGCGGGUACGUGCCGUUUACGCCCGCGAGCCUCGACGCGCUGCCGAGCAACAGCAGCCGCCGAGCGCGGUCGGCUGUCGUCGUGCACGACUUUUACGAGACGUGGAGCCCGUACGUGCCGGCGUCGGCGGCCACGUUCGAGACCGACGCCGCGGCCAUUGUCGCCAAGCGCGUGCAUAGCUUCUACAUUGCGCAGUACGGAUACCAGGGAAACUUCACCAAGGGGCCGGCGAGCAUCAGCGAGGUGGCGCGGGUGGCGGCGGCUGCGCAGGGCCUCGCUUGA
Molecule: messenger RNA, 921 nt
Organism: Cordyceps militaris CM01
Lineage: Eukaryota; Fungi; Ascomycota; Sordariomycetes; Hypocreales; Cordycipitaceae
Exons: 1
Coding region: 1-921 (306 amino acids)
Source: RefSeq, a predicted model, not a curated record